AAAUAGUUUCACCAACAUCCUUGAACACACAAAAGAAAAGAGAGAUUGAUAGAGGGUUUGUAGUGUAGGUUUGAAUUGGGAGAGAACGGAGAAUAAACGGGAAGAAAUGAAGAAAGACGAUGAAGAUAACGACCCCAAACGAACUAUUAUCUUAGUCGUAGUUACCGCCGCCGUCUGUACUAUCAUGCACGGUUCAGUUGUCAAAACUUUUCGAUGGUUCUCUUAUGAGUUAUCCAAGUCUCGGCCUCAUGCAUUCAGAAGAAAGAGUGGUAGUUCUUACACAACAAAACACAAUAAGCCAAUGCAAGAGGAACUAAUAAGGCGUGCGCAAAACGCUUUUAACAGAGAAAGGAAUAAGUACAGUGGAGGCUUUGAAAGUUGGAAGGAACAUGCUCCCAAUCAGCAUUUCCAAACAGAAUAUUCAUAUCCGAAGAAUGAUACUUCAUACAAAGACAGGAGAACUAGUUAUCGAGAAACACCGAGAGAAAGUGGAAACUAUGCAUUGUCACAUCACUACUCAGUUUUGGGUCUUGACAUGUAUAGGAAAGCGCCGUAUUCAGAUGAUGAGAUUAAGUUAGCAUUUAGGACAAAGGUAAAAGAGUAUCAUCCUGAUCAGAACCAGGAUAAUAAAGACGUUGCUGAAUCUAAGUUCAAAGAAGUGAUGACUUCAUUCGAGGCCAUAAAACAAGAAAACAAGAACAAAAGUCAGUAAUUGCCUAACUAUGCCCAUUAAUCCCGGAGCCCUAAAGGAUGUUAGAAUUUGACACUUAAGAGACAUGAGUAACUCGUCCGACCUGUACAAAGAAAAUAUGGCAAUAAUAUUGAAUUGUAGUCAGCACGACUUCAUUGAGUGGCAAUACCAUUGUCCUGUAUGAAUGCCGCCGGCGAACAUUCAAGGUUGAAUAUCGAAGCCAUAAACAGAAAUGGAUGCUUAGUGCUGUUUAGAAGACUUUAUUUUAAGUUUAUAGUAUGAGAUAAGCAUUUGUAUAGCUUUAGUGUCUGGAAGAACUAGCUUAUGAUAAGCUCAUAAGCAAUUUUCAAUUUAUUUUUAUAAAUUUCC
This is a messenger RNA of Medicago truncatula (barrel medic), 1060 nucleotides long. RefSeq lists its product as uncharacterized. The record is from RefSeq and is a predicted model, not a curated record. Lineage: Eukaryota; Viridiplantae; Streptophyta; Magnoliopsida; Fabales; Fabaceae. The transcript is spliced from 6 exons. Bases 107 to 712 code for a protein of 201 amino acids.